AUGGCAACUUUAAAUGAAAAGAAGACCUGCAGCGAACGUAUGGCCGAUUUCCGUCGUUUUGUCUGGAAUCCAGAAACAAAGCUCUUCAUGGGAAGGUCCUUAAUUAACUGGGUGUGGAUCAUCCUCUACUACCUGGCUUUCUACGUGGUGAUGUCAGGGCUGUUUGCACUCUCCAUUUAUUCUUUAAUGAGGACCAUUAAUCCCUACGAGCCGGAUUACCAAGACCAGCUGAAAUCCCCAGGUGUAACCUUACGGCCUGAUGUUUAUGGGGAUAGAGGACUACAAAUUUAUUACAACGUAUCGGACAACAAAACCUGGGAAGGUUUAGUGACAACUCUUCACACUUUUCUGACAGCAUAUACACCAGCUGCUCAGCAUCUGAACAUCAACUGCACCAAUAACACCUACUUCAUCCAGGACACCUUUGAUGGCCCAAAUAAAACAAAACUAUCCUGCAAAUUCACCACAGACAUGCUUCAAAACUGCUCUGGCAUCACAGAUCCAACUUUUGGAUUUCCAGAAGGAAAACCCUGUUUUAUUAUAAAAAUGAACAGGAUUAUCAAGUUUUACCCUGGCAAUGGCACUGCACCAAGGGUGAACUGCACAUAUGUGGUAAGGGGCGAGGAGUCGCUCCCGCUGGAGGCGGACUAUUACCCUGUGAACGGCACCUUCAGCCUGCACUACUUCCCCUACUACGGGAAAAAGGCCCAGCCCAGCUACAGCAAUCCCUUGGUAGCUGUGAAAUUUCUCAACAUUACAAGGAAUGUAGAAGUUAAAAUAGUGUGCAAAGUCAUUGGAGCUGGAAUUACCUACAAUGUUCAUGAUCCGUAUGAAGGCAAAGUGGAAUUUAAACUGAAAAUAGAAGACUGAGCAGCAACAGAGACACUUCUGAAAAAUGUAUGAACAGUAAACUUAACUAUUAUCACACUCAUCCAUAUUUAUUUUCUCACUACGGUUCCCAUAUAAAUUACAGUGCAAAGAGACAUUUUAUACUG
Molecule: messenger RNA, 995 nt
Organism: Lonchura striata (white-rumped munia)
Lineage: Eukaryota; Metazoa; Chordata; Aves; Passeriformes; Estrildidae
Source: RefSeq, a predicted model, not a curated record